Messenger RNA from Neoarius graeffei (lesser salmon catfish), 1963 nucleotides. RefSeq lists its product as uncharacterized. The transcript has 8 exons. Lineage: Eukaryota; Metazoa; Chordata; Actinopteri; Siluriformes; Ariidae. Bases 83 to 1582 code for a protein of 499 amino acids. The record is from RefSeq and is a predicted model, not a curated record.
UAAGCUUCCCAACUGAUUGUGGGACAGACUGGCCCACUUAUCAAUCAUUUAAACGCGGAUAUAUUCUGUUCUCAGCAUCAACAUGUCCGGUUGCUGUGUAAACGGUUGUACGAAUCGCUAUUCCACCGGCGGACUAAAGUUUCAUAGGAUUCCUAAAGGAUCGCACCCAUUUCAGAGCAACAGACGGCGGCUGUGGCUGCAGGCGAUUAAACGUGUGGACUGGAAUGAGGACAGAAUCAAAAAUGCUCGUGUCUGUAGCGCCCACUUUAUAUCAGGUGAGAUGUCAUUGGACUCCAGUAGUCCUGAUUUUGUGCCAUCUGUGUUUCCAGACCCAAAACAAAGCCAGAACCCAGGUGGAAAGAUGGACAGAAAACAUAAAAUGGAUGAGGCAAGUAUUAAGCGUCAACGCGAAUGCAAGAGGAAAUGGGCACCGGCAAACUAUGCUCUGAAGAAGAAAAACAAAUGUGAAGUGCCGUCCUUUUCUUCUGACCGUGGUGAAGAUUCCAGUGUUGAGGAUGUACUAGAACAACCACUUUUGGACUCUGGAGAACAACCGUUAAAUGUGAAUACAAGUGAAUUUAGUGGCAUAAACACUGGUAUUGUCAAAAUGGACAAAAAUGACUCCAUUUGCGAUGCUGACUCAGAGGACAAGAAUUCAAGUGUGGAUGUUGAGUUGGAGGACAAUAGUGCAAGCUGGAAUUUGAUAGAUGAACAUGAACACCUCAUAUUAUCAAGUUCUGAAAAUGAAUAUGACGGUGAAGAAAGUGAUGACAACAUUUCCUUUUCCGAUGGACUGUCAAAAUGGGUCAAUCAAUUUGAUGUGAAACGUAAUGCUGUUGACAGUCUCCUGAAAUACCUGCAAAAGAAAGGUCAUCCUGGGCUGCCUGCUACAGCCCGUACUCUGUUGAAAACCCCCAGAGCCAGGUUUAUCAUUCAUCUCCAAGAUACAGAGGACCUUGAAGACCUGUUCAGGCCGAGGAGUACAGAUCCACGGCAAAAUACCAGAUCGGACAAUUAUCAGAGAAAGGUUCUGAAGCGCCUAGAUGAAAUUGUGCAGAAUCAGAAGCUUCAGAUGAAACUUUUGAAACAAAUCCUGGCAGAAGGUUCAGCAGCAGGGCCUGAUGUUGAGGUUAUUGAAGACAUGUUGGAGGAUCCUCUAACAUCAACUGAAGAGUUAGACAGGUUCUGUGAAAAGCUGGCAAAUCCAGCUCUAAGGAAGAAAUUGGUGACUUUAUUGAGUGCUGUCGGUGGGCAUGAUGUGGGAGACACCAUCCGAAGGAUGAUGAAAAAGUUGGGAACUUUCCAACUGUGGUCUCAGUUCAACAUGAAAGGAAGGAAGAAGAAGCGGUCAUUUGAGGCCCUGCCACUCAACAGAGUUAUAUAUAAAGCGUGCAGAAAGAUCCACCCAACCUGUAAAGACCACAACAUUGAGCUGCAAGUGGCGGAGACACUGAAGCAUGCCCCAAGCAAGAGGGGUGGAUACCUCUUUCAGGCUCGCGCUGCUGUGGCUGCAACAACUCAGGAGACAACUACUGUACCAACCCACCAUUCAUCUGAUUCGGAAACCAGAGACAGCUGUUAGCUCUUUCACUGCUAGAAUUUCUGUUAUUGAAUACUGGUUCACCAUUAAAUAUUUUCUAGAGCCAGAACAAAAAUAAUGGUUGGCAUGUGUGUAAAUAUUGCAGUCAGUCUUUGUAGGUUUUUGUGCCAUUUUAUGCUAUUUUUUUGUUGUUGUUGUUGAAAUAAAUGCACCGACUAUGCAAAAUAUUGUUGCUUCUUCCAUGUUUUCUGCAUAAUAUUACUCGGGUUUUGUAAGGUAGUAGAAAGGAUGUGAAAAUGUAAGGUGGUGAGAACGUGCCCAUAUGAGUGUGAAAGUAUCCAUUGUGUAGUGGGAAGGUGGUGGGUAUGUCAAGUCAAGUUUAUUUGUAUAGCGCUUUUAACAAUAAACAUUGUCGCAAAGCAG